UCAGGCUUGGCAUUGCCUCACAGACCGUCCUCGGAGUCACGUUCACAAAAGCAAGAAAUCUUUGUUUUCUCUUCCCAUCAUUAGCUGUUUCUGUUGCAUCCAGACCUGCCUUGAGAACCUCACAGGUUUGGAAAAUGAACCCCACGGAUAUAGCAGACACUACCCUGGAUGACAGCAUCUACAACAACUACUACCUCUUUGAAAGCAUCCCCAAGCCUUGUAACAAAGAAGGAGUCAAGGCCUUCGGGGAGCUCUUCCUGCCCCCUCUUUACUCCUUGGUCUUUCUGUUUGGUCUGCUUGGAAAUUCCGUGGUGGUUCUAGUCCUGUUCAAAUACAAGCGGCUCAAGUCCAUGACUGACGUGUACCUGCUCAACCUUGCCAUCUCGGAUCUGCUCUUUGUGCUUUCCCUCCCAUUCUGGGGCUACUAUGCUGCAGAUCAGUGGGUUUUUGGUCUGGGUCUAUGCAAGAUUAUUUCCUGGAUGUACUUGGUGGGCUUUUACAGUGGCAUAUUCUUCAUCAUGCUCAUGAGCAUCGACAGAUAUCUGGCAAUCGUGCAUGCGGUGUUUUCCUUGAGAGCGAGAACCCUGACCUAUGGGGUCAUCACCAGUGUGGCUACGUGGUCAGUGGCUGUAUUCGCCUCCCUCCCUGGCCUUUUGUUCAGCACUUGUUACACCGAGCGCAACCACACUUACUGCAAAACCAAGUACUCUGUCAACUCCACCACGUGGAAGGUUCUCAGCUCCCUGGAGAUCAACAUCUUUGGGUUGGUGAUCCCCUUGGGGAUCAUGCUCUUCUGCUACUCCAUGAUCAUCAGAACCUUGCAGCACUGCAAAAAUGAAAAGAAGAACAAGGCGGUGAAGAUGAUCUUUGCUGUGGUGGUGCUCUUUCUUGGGUUCUGGACUCCUUACAACAUAGUGCUUUUCCUGGAUACCCUGGUGGAGCUAGAAGUCCUUCAGAAUUGCACCUUUGAAAGGUAUCUGGACUACGCCAUCCAGGCCACAGAAACCCUGGCUUUCGUUCACUGUUGCCUUAAUCCAGUCAUCUACUUUUUUCUGGGGGAGAAAUUUCGCAAAUACAUUGUCCAACUCUUCAAAACCUGCAGGGGCCCUUUUAUGCUCUGCCAAUAUUGUGGGCUUCUCCAAAUUUACUCUGCCGACACCCCCAGCUCCUCUUACACACAGUCUACUGUGGAUCAUGAUCUCCGUGAUGCUCUGUAAAAAAAAAGAAAAUGCAAAACACAGAGCCAAUAAGCUUCCCACCUUCAGAGCUUACUUAAAAUUGUAUUUUAGUAAGAGUCGCCUGAGAGCAGGUAGCAGGAGGAAGGCCUACAGCCACAGUGGAAAGUGUAGGUCUCACCUUGCAACUUUUCCCUCUUCCCAGUAAGCAAGUUGAGCCCCACGGGGGUUCACCUGGACCAAGUGUUGUUCUUCACAUGAGACCUGCCUCAAGCAGAAGUAAACCUGCAAAUUCUGACCAACAUUUCACUGAGGUUAUGGAUGAUAUUGAAAGAGAACAUUUAUUCCCUCUAACCUCGACUGAUGGGGUUCUCCAGAAGGAGCUGCAGACUGAUGGGGUAAACAGCUAUUCCCUCCUGUGGAAAAUGUGCCCUCUGAUUAAUUUCUAGCUUUUAUGGAACAACAAAGAAGGUUUUGAUAUGCUAUCAUAGUGUUUUUCUAGUAACAGAUCUGUAGCAUGGUAUGUUCCAUGAAGUCAGGUGGAUCACAGAAACAAUUAGUGGAUCUUGAUACUUUGACUGUAAAGGAUAAUUUGUUCAUCAAAGGCCACACUUUCUCUGCCAAUUAACAAAUGUAAAGAUUUGAAGGCAUUAGCAUGGUCUGAUUUCUAAACUUGAAACACAAGGCAUUUAAAGGCCAACAUAUUUGUUCAAAUUCAAUUUACCUUGGACAUGUUUUAAUUAUACCAUGAAUAUUCAAGAUGUUUAAAUUAGGGAUUUGGAGGCAUAACUCAGUGGUAGAGUGGUUGCCUAGCAUGUGUGAGGCCCUGAAAAAAUAACAUUCAUCUAGAUCUUUUACUUGUUUACAAACAUGUUCUUCAAAGUUUAAGGAAGUACUGUCAUAGUUCAGUAAUCUACCUUAAGUGCAAAUAGUUGAGGUAAGAAAAAUCAAAAGCUAUUGCUGAUGUGGUGUAUGAAAGAAGUUUUUUUUUUUUUUAAUUUUUAAAAAUAUUUAUGUGUUAGUUUUCGGGAGAC
Molecule: messenger RNA, 2209 nt
Organism: Marmota flaviventris (yellow-bellied marmot)
Lineage: Eukaryota; Metazoa; Chordata; Mammalia; Rodentia; Sciuridae
Source: RefSeq, a predicted model, not a curated record